UAUCGGAUUACGCUCGCGGUGACAUCGUUUCUCUGAUAAGAACACAGCGACACUCAGCGAAAUUUUACCACCAGUUGUUUUAUCCUCAGAGCAUCCUCUGACUUGAUCCCCGCCAUUUAAUCCUCGCCAUGAUAUACGCCUAGCACUAUUCUAAAACGUGCCCAAGGUGAAUAUGCUAUCCCGUCAACCUUAGCGUCACGCUAAUAAUAGGUGAUCGUGCCUCCGGUAAUGAAUGGCCCACCGUGGAGUUCCCUCUACUUCCUCGCAGUACUUCCCUUGACACUUCUUACACACGCAGCAACCUAUUGUACAUACAACUGCCAUCCCAGAAGCUACUGCGAUAAUUCUACUGGGGUUCCUCAGUGUGUUUGUGAAUGCGGAUACCAUGGCAACGGAACAUUCUGUUCAGCGUACGAGCCGCCGCUUGCAAUCAGAGACAUCAGGGCCACUCCGGAUGCACAGCUUUCUGCUUCGUCAUCUUUUGACUCGCUGCACACUGCAACAGAAGGUCGACUCAACAACAACAUGAGCGCGUGGUGCGCGCGGACCAACACAUCUAACCAGUUUUUACAGAUUGACCUUGGCAGCACGUACCGAAUAUCACGUGUAGCGACUCAAGGCAGUCCCCACGGCAACCUGACCGGCCAUGUUACGUCAUACAAAAUAUCUUACAGCAUCGAUUCCGUCACGUGGCAAACGUACAACACGCACAACAGCGCCGUAGAACAGGUCUUUGUUGGAAAUAUCGACGAGUCGUCAACAGCUUGUAGUUUCAUAAACACGACGCACCAGGCCCCGCUCGUAGCAAGAACGGUCAAAAUAAUUCCUGUGACGUGGAGGCGUCACAUAUGUCUUAGAGUUGAACUAUUUGGAGAAUUGUUGGAUCAGUGCAAAGAAACCUGUCAUCUGAAUGCUAGCUGCUUUGUAAAUAACUCAUAUACCACGAACACAACCUGUGUAUGUCGACCAGGCUUCACUGGCAAUGGAAUCAACUGCACAGAUAUCGACGAAUGUGCAUCUGCUAAUUCCUGUUCUGCUGAUCAAAUUUGUGUAAACACUGUGGGCUCGUACGCAUGCGCAUGUCAUGCAGGAUUCACCGGCUCCAGGUGCGCCGACCUUGACGAGUGUAAACUUGAGCCCAGUCCGUGCUCGGAGUAUGCUAAUUGUCGAAACACUAUUGGUUCGUUUUCCUGUCAUUGUCGACACGGAUUCACAGGGUUCGGUCUCGCAUGCAUUGACGUGGACGAAUGCGAAGUCACGACAGCACGUUGUCAUAGUAACGCUAGUUGUGUUAAUACCGUGGGCUCAUAUUACUGUUCGUGUCACGUGGGGUAUGAAAUGGACGGCGACACUGGGCGCUGUAUAGAUAUCGACGAGUGUUUGCGCGACCGCGGUGCAUGCGGAGACUGGUCCACGUGUCAAAAUACUAUUGGUUCAUACUUUUGCAUAUGUCGGCAUGGUUACAGAAGCCGAGAUGGGCGAAACUGUACAGUUUCGCAUAAACUCGAGGAAGCCCUUGACUUCGACUCGUCUGUAAAUCUUGCUAUUGCUGUCGGACUACCUGUGGUAGCCAUAGCGGUCAUUCUGGCUCUGGUUGGUGGCUAUUUUUUCUACAAGUCGAGGAUACACUCCCCUUGUCACCGCAAUUCGUCACCCCACGUGACCGGGUCACGCCCUCCAAGCACAGUGUUCGGUCACAUCGAUCAAAUGUUCGACGAUGAUGCCCACAAGAGGUUGCGUGACUCGGUGUCAUUACGCUCCUUCCAGUUCAACAUUCCCAGCGUACGCCACUCACUUGUCACGCUCCAUAACAUCAACAACACGGAUAAUGAGAAACUACAUAUUUAAUAAUCCUGCCAAGCGGGCUGCUUGAUGCAGACAGCUAAAAUGCCGCGCUUAAGUUACUAGCUACAGUCCUGGGGAAGAUAUGCCUCGAAUCAGCGGUUACUUUAGACCCAUAAUGUCUAUGCGCCUUACAAAGAAAAAAGAUAAAUGUCUAGUUUAUUUUACACUCCGUAAUUGUAGCAUGUGUGAUACCAAUUAUAUUGAUAGAACUUGCUGGAAACAGAACCAUUGUAAAGAGAGCUAAGCAUGGCUUUAUCACCAAAUGGUUUCCAUGAUAACGAAACUUGGCUGAAAAAUUCUCAUUUAGAUGAUAAGAAUUUUCCGUCGCUCUCUGGCAACAGGUGAUUGCCGCAUUGCUUUUAUAGUUCUCUUUACCAUGGUUGGUUAUAGAGUUAACAGUAUUCAGGGUCCAUUUACGCUUGUGAAGGAAGCAUUUAUCCCAUAAUAAUUAUAAAGUUUCACUCCCUUGGGCCUCGUGCAAACAGCGUCAACAUUUAGAAAUAUUAUAGUGGCUGGUUUCUAACUGUAUGGAUGUUUUGCGUGGUGGUAAAACCGAUGCCAAAUACUGGCGACACUGUUUUUCCGGCUUUUAGGUACUGAGGAACUUUACUGGAGUUUCUUACGAGUUACUCGAGGUUUUGGGUUACAAACGUUUCGAGUUACCAAGCGUUCGAGUUACAAAAGGUUCGAGUAACUUCUGACUGUCACUAGAAGUGGGCAGUUUGGAUUUAGUUUAAUUAAUGUGUGGGUACAAUCCACAAUUUAUCUCACCAUAUGUUUUAUACAUAAUUCCUCUCCCCCUUCCAUCAAAUUAGUGCCGCUCCCCUCAAGAAUGGACUACAGGAUCUAACAAAUUAUGUCAUGGCCUUGGUCUAUAUAAUGUAGACUGAAUUGCUUUUGAAUCUUAAUGUCUUAGAGUCGUUUUCUUGCGGGCGUUAGAAAAUACUCCAAUUUGCAUAAUUUACAUCCUUCACUUCCGUGGAAAUAGUUUCUAAUCCAUUAUAAGAGCAUAAAGGACACACCGCUGUUGAGAGAGCUUUUAAAAAUGGCGUAUUUCACGGGUAUAUGACGAGUUUAUAUGAAAAACGCACGUUUUCCAGAUUAAUUGAGCUGGACGCAGGUUUUUUAAAAAGACCUUGUGUGUUCUUUUUGUAAAAACAAGAAAAAGAAUUUAUAAAGUAUACGAAGAUACCAAUAAAGUCAUCAAUUUACGCAGA
This is a messenger RNA of Nematostella vectensis (starlet sea anemone), 3062 nucleotides long. RefSeq names its product fibrillin-2. The record is from RefSeq and is a predicted model, not a curated record. Bases 229 to 1848 code for a protein of 539 amino acids. Lineage: Eukaryota; Metazoa; Cnidaria; Anthozoa; Actiniaria; Edwardsiidae. Gene Ontology annotation, molecular function: calcium ion binding. The transcript is spliced from 12 exons.